GGCUGCGCGGAUGUCAUGGUGGGCCAUACGCGGCAGGGGCUCUUCCUCCGUCUCUUCUACCCCUGCCUGCCCCGGGCAGGGGCUGAGCGGCCGCUCUGGAUCCCGCGCUAUGAAUACUGCGGUGGGCUGGCCGACUUCGCCCACUGCAGCCGGCGCUGGUGCGCGCCCCUGCUCAGCGUCGCCAUUGGCUCCUGCAGAGUGCCGGUGAGCUGGAACGGGCCUUUCAAACCCUGCAGCGGCGGGGACCCCCUGAUAACCUUCUUCCAUCGGCUGGAGCCAGAAUGGGGAGCCGGCUGUCCUGGGCCCCCUGUGGUCCCGCUCGGACUUGCCUUGCGUUGGCGGGGCAGCCCUGACCCUGCUCCCCCCCGGCUCCCUGACAGGACCCUGUACUCCUCGGUCUGCUCGGAGCUGGCAUCCUGGGGCUUCGCGGUGGCGGCGCUGGAGCACAGGGACCAUUCUGCCUCCGUGACGUAUUUCUGCACGGUGGAGGCUGGGAGAGAGGAGUGGAUCCCCUACCGACGAGUGCCCCAAGGGCAGAAGGAGUUUUAUUUCCGAAACAAGCAGGUUCAUCAGAGAGCGGAGGAAUGCGUGCGAGCGCUCCGGCUCUUCGAGGACAUCAGCAGUGGUAAAUCUGUCCCAAAUGUUCUUCACCAGGACUUUGAUCUCUCCGUGCUGAAGGACAGCAUUGAUCUGACCAAAGUCGCCGUCAUGGGCCAUUCCUUCGGCGGGGUGACAGCAGUGCUGGCCUUGGUGAAAGAGCCUGGCUUCAGGUGCGCGGUGGCUCUCGAUGCCUGGAUGUUCCCCCUGGAGAACGCGCUGUACCCGGAGGUGCCCAAGCCCGUGCUCUUCAUCAACACCGAGAAGUUCCAGACACCAGAAUGCCGGGGAUCCGUGCAUCAGAGCCAGACCGACUUCACCUUUCUCACCGGGAAGCUCAUCAGCCGCAUCUUCGGCGCAAGGGGGACCCUCGACCCCUACAAGUGUCUGGACAUCACCAGCUGGGCGACUCUGGCCUUCCUGCAAAGGCAUCUCGACCUGGAAGAGGAGUUCGAUCAAUGGGACAAGCUUCUUGAAGGCAUCGGAGACUCGGUUGUUCCAGAAGCACCAUUCUGCCGCUCCAACCUGUAG
Molecule: messenger RNA, 1128 nt
Organism: Pygoscelis adeliae (Adelie penguin)
Lineage: Eukaryota; Metazoa; Chordata; Aves; Sphenisciformes; Spheniscidae
Gene: PAFAH2
Product: platelet-activating factor acetylhydrolase 2, 40kDa
Exons: 10
Coding region: 16-1128 (370 amino acids)
Molecular function (GO): 1-alkyl-2-acetylglycerophosphocholine esterase activity
Source: RefSeq, a predicted model, not a curated record